Messenger RNA from Aedes albopictus (Asian tiger mosquito), 4304 nucleotides. RefSeq lists its product as uncharacterized. The transcript is spliced from 3 exons. The coding region runs from base 2844 to 4187 and encodes 447 amino acids. NCBI's taxonomy places the organism in Eukaryota, Metazoa, Arthropoda, Insecta, Diptera, Culicidae. Gene Ontology annotation, molecular function: sequence-specific DNA binding. The record is from RefSeq and is a predicted model, not a curated record.
AAUUUCUUUAUGAAACGAUGUCGAUCGCUAUCGAUUUUCGGUAUGAACGUCUUUAAAGGCCGUUAUAAAGAAAUGUAAAGAUUUUUAAAGAAAUGGUUGACCGGGAAGGACUGCAGAUCCAAGAGAUAUGGCGGGCUAGGUAUGUAGAGUGCGAUGAGAGGAAUACGAAUGUAGGUCAACCCGGAAAGACUCAGGCCAGAUUACCGUAAAUCAGUGGAUGAGUUCAACACUAUUCUGUCUGUAUUUGCAUUUAGGGGAGUUUUCUCCCCUUCUCUCAUGUGCCUCAUGUUGCCUUGUACCACAAACGAAAUAAAAGCGAUUUAUCUUUGACGUAGAGCCAUUUUUAACAUAUGGACUGAACUGGAAACUGAAACGACUUGUGAUAUAGGUUCUUCGCUUUUUAACCUAGCUUGUAAUAGUUGAAUCGAACUUGACAGUUUUUUCAUGAGUUGUUAUGUACAUAUUUUAUAGUUCAGUCAAACUGGAGCCUCAAUAUUGCAAUAAGGCUAUCCAUGAGACAGAUGCGAUCAGCUGAUUUCUUUUGUUUACCAUGUGAUUUUGACAUCCGAUGAUCGGAGUGACAGUUGACCACAAAAGAAUUUGUUAAGCAUCGAUAACACUUAACGAAACUUUGUUAAGUUGUAUUUACACUGUGUUUACAUUUUUAGCUGUCACCCCCAUCGCGGUAAGUCGCUAUGGAUAGCCUUAUAACGGUUAAGCACGCUGUAACGAUACUUAUGUACACUCAGGAAAAUUGCCUCAUACUUAAUGGCAAAUAUCCAUGUGCCAAACCACAUCCAAAGUAUAUGCAACCAAUACCCGAUUACGCAGGCAAAUUAGCACAUGAAAAGUAUGUGCUCUAAAUUGUAUGAGUCGCUACUGUAUGGUGCCUCAUCAAAAGUAUGAGUCGCACUAAUGGAAAACAUUUGUUUAGGGGUCAUUCAAAUAUUACGUAACGCAAUGAGGGGUGGGAGGGGGUCUAGCACUGUGUUACGCUUCAUACAAAAUUUCAAAAUCUUCCAUACAAAAGUUGUUACGUGGGGGAGGGAGGGGGUCUAAAAUUGUAAUAUUUUGCGUUACGUAAUAUUUGAAUGAACCCUUACCCCCAUUGCAAAAAUCCAUGUCCCGGACACAUAGAAGGAAUGAAGAUUUUUUUCCCAGUGUACCUCGUCACCCACUUCAUGCAACUACAUUAGUGGUCUAAUAACAUUUACCGCGCUCGGCAUAGUUCCAUUAUGCCGCUCAAAAUGUUGCCACAAAUAAUGCUUAGUUUGCAAAACCCAGUUAUCUGGCUGGUGGGACAUGGAAGCCUAAGCUUCAACUGUUCAUACAAUCAGAGGCUUGGACGAGUUUAGGUUAAUUUGGCUAUAACUGCCAUUAACGAAGGAACAUGACGAGAUAAUAUAACAUUAUAUCACGGAGACAAAUUUCGUUCGUUUGAAACCAAAAUAUUCAUGUUUAUUCGGUAAACUGAUAAAAUAUUUAAAACUAAAAUAUUAAUUUUUAAAACAAACUCAAUUACAUAUUGAUUUUUACAAUACUCAUUGAAGAGCCCCCCGUUCCGCCGUUGAGAACAUUAACAAAACUCUCAAGUUCCAGCUGCAUCACCAAACAAGAUUUCCUCUUGCAAAAAAGGCAAGUUUCACCAAAAGUUUCCACGAAAUCCCAUUGAUUUCGGUAGCGUAUGUUAUCUACAUGAUGUUGGCAUUGAAAGUGCCAUGCAGGAAGUGGAUUUUCCUAGAGAAGGAAAUAAUUUUGUAAAUUUAAUUGGAAAACAAAUAUUUCCGUAGGGCCGACCUGCCACAAAAAAAAACAAAAAAAAAUACAUUUGUUUCUAACAUAACCAGUCAGAAGAUACAUGUUUGUUUCAAAAAUGGAUUGAAUUUGCUUCAAAUGUGACGUUCGAUUUGUUCCAAACAGUUUUAUUUUUGUUGCCAGAACAAAUUGACAAUUAAUUUGAGUUUACCUGAAAUAUUUUUGAUUUUACCAUGCUUUUUUCUGCGUGAUGGUUUAUCUAAUGUAAAACAAUAAGGCAAUCCAUGAGACAGAUGCGAUCAGCUGAUUUUUUUGUUUACCAUGUAUUUUUGACAUCCGAUUAUCGGGGUGACAGUUGAAUACAAAGGAAUUUGUUAAGCACCGACCACACUUGACGAAACUUUGUUAAGUUGCACUCACACUAUGUUUACAGUUUUGGCUGUCACCCCCAUCGCGAGAAGUCGUCAUGGAUUGCCUUAUACAACAUAACAAAAGAGAACAUUUCCUAAACCUUUUGAUUAAAUGUAUAGCCAGUAGUGAAAUUAAUUAAAAACAAUAUAUUUACGGUACAUUUUAUUGUUUGAAACUAUACAUGUACCCUCGCAUGUACCAUACAAUAUACGGUAUAUUAAAGCCCACGUAUCAGUAUUUCGAACAAUUCAUUUACAAUAAAAUGUAUGGUUUUGCAAAAAUAUAUAUGUAUAUGGAGAAAAAUAUUUUUUGUAUUGUUACGAUACUUAACAACCUGUAUAAUAUAUUGUAAAAAUCUUAUUUACAAUUCACUGUGUGCUGAGUAAAAAAUAAAAGCUGUUUAGCCAAAUUUGAGUUUUUCAAACUUAUUCCCAAGGUUAAAAUAUUUUUCAGUGUAAGGCAAUCCAUGACGACAUAAUAACGCGAUGCAAGUAUAGACACUAUAGAUUCCAUAGACUCGCGGAGGUUCAAAAAGUUUUUUUGGCAACCAUGGAAAACCAAUAUUUUUGCUGGCAUCCCUGAAAAAGGUUCAUGCCUCCAAAUAAAUUUGUUUUUGUUGUCAACUAGUCGGGUUGUUUUGAUGUGAAACUUCGUGCGCGUAAACAAAAAGUUAAAAAAUGAAGUGCAAAGCUAAAUACUGUAAUAAUGAAUCAAGAAGCGGUGUACAUAAUGUGUCAUUCUUCCGCUUCCCACGUAAUAAUAAAGAGUGCGAUGAGUGGAAACGAUUUUGCGGUCUUCCAGCAGAUUUCACCCCCACCGGCCAACAUCGUAUUUGCAGCCUGCACUUCCGCGAGGAGGACAUCUAUAUGGACGUGCACGGGAAGCUGCACAGGAUGUCAAAAUCGGUUCCGGUGUUUGAGACAGUCGCUCAAGUGGGCGAAACAACGCGGCGCAGCAAGUUGUCUCUGAGUUAUGAGUCGGAUGCGGAGAACACACCACCGAACACACUGCCAUCUCAAAAUGUGUGUGAACCAUCAGAAAAACCACAGGAAUACAUGGAGUAUGAAUUUCUCGAUGAGGCGUUUGUUCAUCCCGAGGGAUUAGGUUUUGGAUCCAGUGUAAACUGUGCUUCCAAUGCUAACGAAACACACAGCAGUUGUGCCAAUUGCGUGACAUCGGCUCAGAAACGGGAAAAGGACAGAAGACUCAUAAAGCGUGUCCAGAAUGCGAAUGCCGCACUCAAACGGAAGCUUGAAUCCUUCGAGAACAACCCGGAGACCGAAAAGAUUCGUAAGGAACUGGGAGAUGAUCAGUACAAGUUGAUUACGUCCGGGUUGAUCAGAAUUGGCAAAUGGUCCAAUGAAAGCAUAAUGGAAGGUCUAAGGACUAGAUUUGCGUGUGGAUCAAAGGCUUACGAAAUUGAACGAAGGAAACGGAGGCUUCCCAGUUCCAGGACUUUAUGCGAAAGAUUGCAAAGCCUGAGGUUCGACAGCGGCUGUUUGGACGAAAUUUUUGAUAUCCUGAGCCUGAAAAUCAAGCAGCUACCGGAUGACGACAAGGAUUGCGUCUUACUCUUUGAUGAGAUGGCGAUACAAUCAGGAACCGACUAUUGUCCUAACUUGAAAAAGUUUGUUGGAAAUGUCACACUCCCAGAGCACACAGGUAUUGCAAACCAUGCACUUGUGUUUAUGCUCGCAGGUGUCAAAACACACUGGAAGCAGGUUAUAGGAUACCAUUUCACAGGGGAUUCCAUCAAUAAUGGAUGUCUCAAGGACAUAAUUUUUGAGCUGAUCCGAAAAGCUGAAGGAAUUGGGUUUCGCGUACACGCUGUGGUUUGUGACUGUGGGGGUAAGCAAUCUUGUCAGAUGAUCUCGUAUUUCACAUUUUCAUUAGAAACAAUUCGAUUUGAAUAUGUUGCUAGUUUGCUGAAAAUCAGGGACAAAUACGACCUUAGAGCACAUCUAGGAGCAGUUAAAUACAAAUAUAUUGCGCUCCGUACUACUGUUUUCAUAUUGAAAUAAUAGUUUUAAUUACUGGAGGUAAAUGCAAAAUAUGAUGAAGCCACAGCCUGAACUUUCAAGAGCACAAAUCUGAAAAACCAAAUGCCGGUUUGCGCUGAAAAGUUGAUCAAUUGGUUA